Podarcis muralis (Common wall lizard) is the source of this 8426-nucleotide messenger RNA. RefSeq names its product ribosomal protein S6 kinase A3 (gene RPS6KA3). Lineage: Eukaryota; Metazoa; Chordata; Lepidosauria; Squamata; Lacertidae. Gene Ontology annotation, molecular function: ATP binding; magnesium ion binding; protein serine/threonine kinase activity. The record is from RefSeq and is a predicted model, not a curated record. Gene Ontology annotation, biological process: intracellular signal transduction; protein phosphorylation.
GGCCAGUCCCGCCCUCGGGGAUGACGCCACCAGGCCUCGGCUUGACAGGCAGGUACGGCUUGGGGGCCGCCAUGUUGGGAGCGGAAGCGGAGUGAGUAGCGGCGGCGGCAGUAGUAGCAGUAGCCCUGCUGGACGUCGGGAGGUUGGCUCUGCCCGGCAGCGGCUUCUUCCGAGCCCAGUUCUCUCCGUCGCCCGCGCGUGGGCAGCUCUGCCUCGUCCUCCGCCCCCAGUGCGGGGGUUGGGAGCGCGAGUGUCCCGGCAGUGCCCUCGCCUUGGCCAGCAGGAGGAGGAAUCCUGACCCGGAGCCUGAGCGAGAGACUGUGGGGCAGCGGCGGCGGCUCCAGGUGGGGGGAGCUCGGAAGUUAAAGCGGGAAGAUGCCGUUAGCGCAGCUGGCGGACCCCUGGCAAAAAAUGGCUGUGGAGAGCGCGGCGGAGAGCAGCAGCAGCAGCGCCGAGAAUGGCCAACAAAUCAUGGAUGAACCUAUGGGAGAAGAAGAGAUGAAUCCACAAUCAGAAGAAGGCAAUAUUAAAGAGAUUGCAAUAACAUAUCACGUCAAGGAAGGACAUGAAAAAGCAGACCCUUCACAAUUUGAACUCCUUAAAGUGCUAGGACAGGGGUCUUUUGGAAAGGUAUUCCUUGUAAAAAAAAUCUCAGGAUCAGAUGCAAGACAGCUGUAUGCAAUGAAGGUGCUAAAAAAAGCAACACUCAAGGUUCGCGAUCGUGUUCGGACAAAAAUGGAGCGUGACAUUUUAGUAGAGGUUAAUCAUCCCUUUAUUGUCAAGUUGCAUUACGCUUUUCAAACAGAAGGGAAACUAUACCUUAUUUUAGACUUUCUCAGAGGAGGAGACUUGUUUACACGCUUAUCCAAAGAGGUGAUGUUCACAGAAGAGGACGUCAAAUUCUACCUGGCUGAAUUAGCACUUGCUUUAGAUCAUCUGCAUAGUCUUGGAAUAAUAUACAGAGAUCUAAAACCAGAAAACAUAUUACUUGAUGAAGAAGGACAUAUUAAAUUGACAGAUUUUGGUUUAAGCAAGGAGUCUAUUGAUCACGAGAAAAAAGCGUAUUCCUUCUGUGGAACAGUAGAAUAUAUGGCUCCGGAAGUGGUUAAUCGGCGGGGGCAUACACAGAGUGCAGACUGGUGGUCUUUUGGAGUGUUAAUGUUUGAAAUGCUCACUGGUACUCUACCUUUCCAAGGGAAAGACAGAAAAGAAACCAUGACACUGAUUCUCAAAGCCAAACUUGGAAUGCCUCAGUUUUUAAGUCCAGAAGCUCAGAGUCUUCUCCGAAUGCUUUUCAAGAGAAACCCUGCAAACAGAUUAGGUGCAGGUCCUGAUGGAGUUGAGGAAAUUAAGAGGCAUCCAUUUUUCUCCACAAUAGACUGGAAUAAAUUGUACAGAAGAGAAAUUAAUCCACCAUUUAAACCAGCAACUGGUAGACCUGAAGACACAUUUUAUUUUGAUCCUGAAUUUACAGCAAAAACUCCAAAAGAUUCACCUGGUAUUCCACCUAGUGCUAAUGCUCACCAACUUUUUCGGGGCUUCAGUUUUGUAGCUAUUGCAACCGAUGAUGAAAGUCAAGCAAUGCAGACAUCUGUUGGGCACUCGAUUGUUCAGCAGUUACACAGGAACAGCAUUCAGUUUACUGAUGGAUAUGAAGUCAAACAAGAUAUAGGAGUUGGCUCCUAUUCGGUGUGCAAGAGAUGUAUACAUAAAGCAACAAAUAUGGAAUAUGCAGUAAAGAUAAUAGACAAGAGUAAAAGAGAUCCCACAGAAGAAAUAGAAAUCCUACUACGAUACGGACAGCAUCCAAAUAUUAUUACUCUCAAAGAUGUGUACGAUGAUGGGAAAUGUGUGUACCUGGUAACAGAACUUAUGAAAGGAGGAGAGCUGUUGGACAAAAUCCUUAGGCAAAAAUUUUUUUCAGAAAGAGAAGCCAGUGCUGUUCUACUGACAAUAACAAAAACUGUUGAAUAUCUUCAUGCACAAGGAGUUGUACACAGAGACUUGAAACCUAGCAACAUCCUUUAUGUUGAUGAAUCUGGCAAUCCGGAAUCUAUUCGAAUUUGUGACUUUGGCUUUGCAAAGCAGCUGAGAGCAGAAAAUGGCCUUCUAAUGACUCCUUGUUACACAGCAAAUUUUGUUGCUCCUGAGGUUUUAAAAAGGCAAGGCUAUGAUGCUGCAUGUGACAUAUGGAGUCUUGGUGUUCUGCUUUAUACAAUGCUGACUGGCUACACUCCAUUUGCAAAUGGUCCUGAUGAUACUCCAGAAGAAAUUUUGGCACGAAUAGGCAGUGGAAAGUUCUCUCUCAGUGGUGGAUACUGGAAUUCUGUUUCAGAUACAGCAAAGGACUUGGUUUCAAAAAUGCUUCAUGUUGACCCUCAUCAGAGGUUGACUGCUGCCCAGGUCUUGAGACAUCCAUGGAUUGUCCACUGUGACCAGUUGCCUCAGUUCCAGCUAAACAGGCAAGAUGCUCCACAUCUUGUGAAGGGUGCCAUGGCUGCUACAUACUCAGCAUUGAACCGCAAUCAGUCGCCAGUUUUAGAGCCAGUGGGCCGUUCUACCCUUGCUCAGCGAAGAGGAGUCAAAAAAAUUACCUCAACUGCCCUGUGAAGUGACCUUAGUUGAAAAAUGUGGUACCAUAAUACGAUGAUAGCACAAAUCAUGGCAACAGGUAGCACAUAUCCAAGAUACCUGCAAGCACACUGUUCCAGCUGGUACCUAUUAUGCUGCUGCUCCUGCUUUCAUCUGUUCUUGCUUUAAACUAUCAGUGGCAAAAUAUUGCCCUUCAGAUGGAAUAUAAAGUGGAAUCAAUGGGAAAUGAACUAUUCAUGGAGAUAGUAGAAUUCCAUACACCCGUCACAUUAAAUACACUGAAUGAAGCACUCUCUCCCCAUACAGCAUUAUUUUUAUAGGGAAUAUUUUUACUCCCUUUAAAAUAUUCUUCGUUACAUGUAUGGAUGGACAGUUUAUGUUAAGCACUUAGCUUAAACAGUAUGUUUAUAUUAGCACUGUAUUAUUUGUGCCAUCCAGCAUUUUAUAUGUUUUUAUAAACUUUUCAUAAGCAGUACAUUUCUGUACUGUUUCCUUUUACAUGCCUUCUAUUUAGACUAAUUGAAUUUGACAAUUACGUUUGAUUAAAUGGUUAAUCAAUAUGGUUAACAUCUCUAAAGCAGCUUGACUGUUAAACAGCUAUUGAAUGUAAUUCUGUGAAUGUGUUUUGUGUAUGUCUCUCCACAGACAUAUGGGUUAGAAGUCAUGGGAAUCCAGAGCUGUUGACGGAUUUAAUGGCACAUUAGGUUUCUCACCAUCAGACAUGUGGAAUUGAAUCUGUAUUGACAUGAAAAAGCAACUGUGUAUCUCCAGUGUGCAUGUCCUUUUUGUGGACAUUGGACACCAUGGCAAAAUAGUUUAACCAGUUUUGUUGUGUUUAGUUGUAAUUGGUCAUCUAAAACCCAAAGCUUUGCUGCUUCAAGAGUGGGGAUAACUCUUUCACAGAGCAAAACUGAAAUAGGGUGGGAAAUGGAACAUUUAAAGCUAAAGCAGUGCAUUAUCUAUUAAUGAGCAUGCCAGCAAAAGAAAAAAAAAAGUCAGGAAAUUGCAAUUAGGAGGUUGGCUGAACUUGGGCUAUUUUCAGCUUGCAAUCCAAAGCAGAAUGGCAUUUGAGUUGAAUGGGGAUGUGCCCAGUGUCUUCAGCCUUUCCUAGUGGCUCUGCUAUUAGCCUUGGACUUUUGGUCAUUGCUAGUCAAUCAGCUGGCCAGCUAAGGCUACAAACCUAACCACACGUAACUAAUGACUAAGCCUGAAGACCACAGUGGAGCCUGGACUUUGUUUUUAUUAUUUUAAUGAGAAAGUGGGGAAAGGUCUGUGUUCCCAGCUUGUUUGAAUUGUCUUGGAGUACUUGUUUUCUGGGAAAUAUUGAAGUUGUAUUUACUAAAAAGUUUGAUAUGUUGAAGUACAGCAUAAUUUUGACGGAUCAUCCCAGAGUUCUGCCAAAGAUUUUUUUUUAUUUAAUAGCAAUGUUACUGAGUUUUGAAAACAAUUUAGUCCUAAUUCAGUGUGUUAAACAAAAUAGCAGCAAGAUAGGCAGUGAGUAGUAGUUUUCUUGGGUCUUACAAAUGCUUACCUUUUCUAAGGUCACUCAGCCCCAUAUAGUAUUCUUAGUCUUCCUCUUGUAGUAACUUCUAGUGCUUUGCAUCAUGCCUUGCCUUACAAACUCAUGCAAUUCCUUUGGUUUUGUUGUUUCAGGUUAUUUUAUUUUUUAUUUAUAAAUAGUAUUUCGAAAGCAUGCUUUUUCUUUCCUUCCACAUCAGACUAGUCUGCAAAUCAAGCCUGUGCUUAGAAGCUGCUAAUCUAGCCACCCAGAGGCCUUUAAUUUACUAUCUCUUUAUUUGUUGUAUUUUGAAAUCCAGUUUUCUUCUGUUAUGUUUGGAAAUCUUUUUAAUAAUUAGACAAGUUGCCAGCAAUUAUCUUUGCAGCAACAAAUCCAAAAUUUCUCAUCCCCUCUGUCCUCAAUCUCAUAGUUAAAGAGACAAUUGUUCCUCAAUGACAUUUCAUAUAGAUGUGGUAGAACUAAAAUAUCUGGGCAGUGAACAUCCCUUAUUCUUCAUUCAUGUGAUUUGGAGUGUUCUGUGCAAAGAAUGAGCCAGCUACCUUUUCUAGUUGGGUUUCCUGAAUAUUGUUUCUGACGCAUUGAUCUAAUAUUGUGGAUUCAGAGUAUCAGCAUAGGAAUUGGUGCUGGGGGGCUGCAGGGGGAAUCGGCAGAAAUCUCCCUGUCCUCCUGUGUAAGCCUCUGCUGUUUCUCAGACCCCUUUUUAAGUGGAAAGGCAAUACUGGACCCAAACAUCUUAUGCUUCUUUUACUCUAUUUUUAAUCAGAUAUUUUCAAUAGGCUGCUAUUUUAGCUCUGUGGUCCUUCGUGUAUUUCAUUCUUAACUAGAGUAGUCCUCAACUACUAGUUGAUCAGCACAAUAAUACCUCUGAAGCACUUACGACGCAAUUCAUAACAGUUUAAUCAGACAUUCCAUUUGUGUCUCUGGACUUGUGAAGAGACAAGCUAAGAAAACUCAGCAUUUUUUAAAAAAUACUCCCUGUUUCCCACAAAUAACUUAAAUCAACUCAAAGGAAGGAAGCAUAUCAUUUCCAUGGUCAAGCUUAUUCAAUCUUGUCAUAGAUGGGCUAGCUUAAGUUGUAACAUAGCUAUCAUAUCUUAAAUUUCAUAAGGAUGCUAAAAUGCUUGCAGCUAUUAGCUAAAAUCCAGUAUUUUGGCAAAUCAUUUAAAAAUAAUUCAAUAGCAACGUAAGAGAUAUCAAUAAUGGUAUAGGGCCUUGUUCUCCUUGUCAUUAACGAACAGUUGCCUUGGGAAACUGAACUGAUUUCUUGCAAUAACUUGGGCUUUCUACCUGUGAUCUCAAAUUAGUUAACACAUUUCACGAACCUGUAGGAAACUGUUCUAGUCUCGUGCAAAGGAAGACCUCUUUCAGGGAUUGCUUUGUCAUUGAGGGUUUCUUUAUCAGAUGCUUUAAAGAUGCUUGUCUUUUUGCAUUUGCGUUAGAUCUAUUCAUAAGUCAUCAUUUUGCUUUGGUAGCUUUGCUCUUGAGAAAGAGGCACGUCUUAAUUUAAAUCAUUCCCUUAAUGUUAUGUUUACAAAAUAACUUUGCACAGUUGGAUUCAAUUAUAUCCAGUCUUGCAUUGUUCGCUUGGGCUUUGCGACAUCCAGCUUCUCAUCCGGGGCCACUCAGGCUGCAACCCCAUUUACUAGAAAGUAAGCCCUGAUCAAUAUAAUAGGAUUUAUUUAUGAGUAAAUAUGCAACAGAAUUGCACUGUAAAUCUUAAAAUGUUACUGUUGAGUGAAAACUCACCUGACCCUAGAAAAAUGUGAACUACUUUAGGCUAGUGUUCGUUACUAUGUCUCCCUAGAGUGAAAUUCAGUUGUUCAUCCUAGCAUUGCUGCUCCAGCAGAACUUUUCCACUAAUGAAGGAAGAACAAUGGGGAUUAUUUGUUGAUUUCCCGCUCCUCCUCUUCUCCAGAACUAAUUUUCAGGGGCACUGAGGGCCAUAGGCAGGACAGGGAAUCCCAAAAAAUACCUCCCCUCUUCCUCUGUUAGCAGGUGCCACCUGCCGGAUCACAGUCCUUGCGCCUUGUGUAGGGGCAGCAAUUAGUUAGUCCCUAGUUACUAACUUACACCCUUUUUCUUAUACAAGCACUCCUUCCUCUACCUAAACUCUGCUUUAUAACAAGUUAGCUUUCUGGACAACACUCUACAGCAAUAAUGUUGGCUUGUUUCAAACACGACACAUCCAUAUCCAAAUCCAGAUUUUUUUUACUGUCUACAUUCAGCUUUUCUUUGCUGUGUAGUAAUGUAUUCAUAUGGGAAUGGGAAAUGGUUUCAGUGUUGCACUGACUGUCUCAUACUCACAGGAGAAUCAGGAUCCUGCAAAAAAGAUGUAUAGGUGCACAUGAUUCAGAAGAUAAGUUGUACUGCUUCAAUUCUGGCUUUUUCUGAAUACUUCAGGCAGUGAUCAGGGAGGCUCAUUUUCAUUUUCUGUAAAGAAGUCCCUCAACUAACGGAAACAUAUUUAAAUUUAACCAUUGAUUUGGUUGGCCUUAUUUUACACGUGGAUAUGCUCACCCCAGCUCAGUUAUAUGCUAGAAACUAUUUAACACCAAGUAAUUUUACAGUUCCUCUAGUGCUCACAAACCUGUCCCCUUUAGCGCUAUUUCUUAGUAGGCUGAUUUCUUAAAAGAUUUUAAACCAAAGGAUAAAAUUUGCAACUACUGUAAAAUAUAACUGCAAACUCAUGUUACUUUUUAUAUCAGAGAGGAACCACCAGUCUACUGCUGUUGCUUUCUGUCUGUUGCUUAAAAUAUUGGUAUCAACAGUGCAGUUAUCACUGAAGCCCCCCAAAUAUUCAAGAAAUCAUGCGUUUACUAAAUUUGAUUGAAUUAUCAAACUAGUUGCUUUAAAGUAGAUUCUUUGAUGGAUGGCAAAAGGCAAACUCAUUUAAAGUGUUUAGGACUGUUGACUUACCCAAGAGUUUUGGAGGGUAAGUUUGAAAAAAUUUAUUCACAAUAAAAUAGCCCAACUCAGUCCUUUAAUCCUUUCAGUGAUGAUCACCUGCAUAGUCACUUGGUUAGAACAUGGUGCUGAAAAACCCUUUCACUGGUCUUCACUUGCUCACAUUUUCCCUUCCACAAAGUUAAUAUUCCCUGUGUAUUCAUAACUGUGGUAAGAGAAAUAAAUAUGCCUACUUAGAUUCAGAAUUGGCACCUUUGAAACCACUUUAAAAUGUCAGGACCCUUAAGACACUCAUAUGAAUGUAAGGAAGUUACAUUUUCAUUACUCUCAAUAUAUAAACUGGAUAUUCUGAAUUUAUUGCUACGCGAUAGAGAGGUGGCAAUAAUUUGUCAGCUUAAUUUAUAGCUCUGGUAAUAUGAAGCAGCUUUCCAAGGCCCAACAAGCCACCCUGUGACAAGAUGUCAAACCGCAGGAUUUUCCUCAAAUACGCACUGUACUGGUUUUAUGACAUCUCAAAAGUACUCUUUACUGUAUUUUCUUUUCCCUACAAGUAUGAUAUGGAAAGAAAGAAAGGGCUUGAGAACUGCAGUUGGAUGUCCAGCAAAACAAAAUAAAUUAGUAGUUAUGUUCUCAAUAUCCGAGCAGGAGAAAACUGAGAUUUCUUACAAUCAUUCUUGUUAGAUUAGCUGUCUGUCAAGACCAAGCAAGCAAAGUAUUUAAAAUUGAUUUUUAAAUACAGAAUCAGGGCAUAAGGAAAUAAUUGUAUGUAGUUUUGUUGUAGUAAAUGUAGUAGAUGAACUGAAGCAUUGCUUUUCUGGUAAUGGAAAGGAAGGCUUUUGUUCAGAGGCAUGUGAAUCCUUGGUAAGCAGUAAUGAAUGGCUUUUAACUCAUGAAAGUGAUGUAUAUGAUUAGCUUUAUCUUUAUACUUCUGACCUAGGGAAAGUGCACUCAUGAGGGAUGUAAUUAUUUUAACAGUUUUAGUGAAGGGAGGGGGAAUCUACAUAAGAAAUUUUUUUUAAUAUCAGAAAAUAUUUUUCUACAGUUAUGUACAAUCAUUCUUUAUAUUGACUUCUUCAGCAUGGCAUGCAAGUCUAAGGUACAACAAAAGGACCUGGCUGUAUUGUACCUUUAGAGUAGAAAAUUAAAAUAGCAUCUGUUGGAUGCUUUUGUUAGCAUCAUAGAACUGAAGUGCUGAUAAGGAGACUAAAGGACUGAUAACUUCUGAUGGUUUUAUUGAGAGCUAUGUAUGUUUCCAAAAAAUACUGUAUAUGUGUAAUCGGAAAUGUUCCAGAUAUAACCACAGAUGAGCCUUGAAAGAUAGAUACAAUUGCUUGUAUCCUUGUCAAAGGGCAGGUUUUGUAGUCUUCAAAAGAAAUUGAAUUUAUACAGCAAAUAAACUUUCAAAGAUAUA